Nothobranchius furzeri (turquoise killifish) is the source of this 2397-nucleotide messenger RNA. RefSeq names its product thioredoxin domain containing 5 (gene txndc5). Lineage: Eukaryota; Metazoa; Chordata; Actinopteri; Cyprinodontiformes; Nothobranchiidae. Gene Ontology annotation, molecular function: protein disulfide isomerase activity. Gene Ontology annotation, biological process: protein folding. The record is from RefSeq and is a predicted model, not a curated record. Gene Ontology annotation, cellular component: endoplasmic reticulum.
GGGCGUGUCUGUUCAAAAGUCAGCCCUCUACACCGGCGGGGACGCGCAUCACUUAGCGACAUCCACCAUGGCUGCUACAUCGAACUGUAUACCUUUUUUAAAGUGUUUUCUUUAUUUGUCCUUACUGUUUGCUGGUGUGUUUUGCGAUGGGGAAGCAGAAGAAGAUGAGCACGCCAAGCACACGUACACGGUGGAGAUGUUUAACGAGGCGGUGCCCACUGCACCUCACUUUGUCAUGUUUUACGCUCCAUGGUGCGGCCAUUGCCAGCGACUCCAGCCUACAUGGAAUGAACUGGCAGACAAGUACAACAGUAUGAACGACCCCCCAGUAUAUGUGGUAAAGGUAGACUGUGUCCAGGACACCAAGUUUUGCUCCAAUGUGCACGGCGUUAGAGGCUAUCCCACGUUAAAAUUGUUUAAGCCAGAGCAUGAAGCUGUAAAGUAUCAAGGUCCCAGAGAUCUGCAGUCUUUGGAGACGUGGAUGCUAAAGACACUCCAGGAGGAGCCUUCAGAACCAGAGAGUGAGCUGGAGCCUCCAAAAGCCCCCGAGCCCAAACAGGGCCUGUAUGAGCUCACUGCCGGCAACUUUAAGGAGCACAUCUCUAAAGGUUCUCACUUCAUCAAGUUUUUUGCCCCGUGGUGUGGUCACUGCAAAGCCAUGGCGCCAACGUGGGAACAGCUCGCCACCUCCCUUGAGCACUCUGAUGAUGUCAAGAUAGGAAAGGUGGACUGCACUCAGCACUACGAGGUGUGUUCUGAGAACGGCGUGAGAGGAUACCCCACACUCCUCUUCUUCCAUAACGGACAAAAGACAGAGCAAUAUAAAGGAAAAAGAGACCUGGACUCUUUCAAAGAGUUUGUGGACACCCAGCUGAAGGCUGUCCUCUCCGAGGAGCACGAUCACGAACCAGCAGAGGAACAAAAAGCUAACGAGAUCCCGGUGGAGGAGCCUGCCGAAGAGGAAGUAAAGUCCGGUGUGCUGGUUCUGACAGAGAGCAACUUUGACGAGACCGUAGCAAAAGGCUUCACUUUUAUCAAGUUCUACGCUCCGUGGUGUGGCCACUGCAAGAAUCUCGCUCCAACCUGGGAGGAUCUGUCCGUCAAGGACUUUCCGGGUCUCACUGAUGUCAAGAUCGCCAAAGUGGACUGCACCGUGGAGCGCACGCUCUGCAACAAGUACUCUGUGCGAGGUUACCCCACUUUGAUCAUAUUCAGAGCAGGAGAGCAGGGUGAUGAGCAUCACGGUGGGCGGGACUUGGAAAGCCUUCAUAACUUUGUGAUGAAGCAGGCGAGAGACGAGCUAUAAAAACGAGCCAAUCAGAGCCCACCACUCCACCUGCCCCGGCCACAGAGCUGACCUGUGGGGGGUCUCCUCCAGCAGCCAUAUCUUCAUUUCUCAAUUUCUCUCUCUGUUCCCUUUCAGGAGUUGAAGCCAAUGAAAGACUCGUGUUUGAUUGUAUCUUCUGUGAUUGGUGGACAGAAGUGUGUGUUUGGAAUGUAUUCUCUUUGCUGUUUCCCAGCCUGGCAUCUUCUACAGAUUGUAUGAUCACUGGUUGGAUAAUAACAACCAGCUACGUGUUUUUCAUUCAAACGCGCUCGCGUUUCCGCUUCCUGAUUUUGUUACUGAUCUCUUCAGUGUUACAUGUGAUGAAUAUAAUCCGACUUAAUCCAGCAGUACAGCCACUCCGAAUGAGACGCUGAGAUUUCAUGUGAAGGUAUUUCGUUUCCACGCCGCUAAUCGCCUAUCUGAUAAAACUCAGGGAACAUCCAGGCCGACUAUAAGAGGCAGGACUGAUGUUGCCACCAGAACCUGGUGGUGAUUCUUGGUGAUCAGUCACUUCUGACUUGUGUGAUUUUAAUCCUUCGCAUUUCAUUUCUUUGUUUACAAACAGGUGAACCAUCUACUUAUGUGUUCCCUCAUUUAACCCCUCAAACCAGCUGCACUGCUGUUAUGAUUUACCCUAUCAUGGAUGCAUUCUUGUUUAUCUGCUUCCUGAUUGAAGCCACACCUGUAACUAAUUCACCCUCACUAGUAAAUGAACUCAGAUUAAACAUUUUAAAAGCUGAGGGAGCUCAAAUCUGUCAGAAGGAAGCCUUGUUGCAGUAAAAAGCACCACCUGUUGGGCCAUGCCUGUCUCUAAAUGCUCUUUGACCCAUGUUAUAUAAAAUACGUGGCACGAUUUACUGUCCGGUACACAAAAGGAGACACAGCAGGACUUUUUUUUUUUUUUUUUUGUCAGGAGAGGUUUUUAUAGAAAGCACAUGGUCCAUGAAGUCCAGUGACAGGUUGUUUUUUUCUCUUUUCGUGGGUUGUGCACUACCCAGAGGUUUUGUACAAAAAAAGUGAAUAUUGGCAAGUUGUAACAUAAGAUUUCAUAAUAAAUUUUGUAAAAAUAA